AUGCGGACUACUCCUUUAGGUGUGUUCAUUUUAUAUGUUAACAAAAAAACAUGUGAAGAUGCUUGGCUAUAUUAUGAGCAUCUAUUUAAUAUAUCAACAACACUAUUUGAUACUGAGGAACUAACUAUUAAGGGUAUUCGUGAAAACAACCAGUUGUUAGCGGACCAGGAAACUAAAAAUAUCCGAGAAUAUCCAGCAAAUAUAUUUUCCUUAUCAGUAAUGAACGCUUACGAUCGUGAUUUAUCUAGAAAUGGUCCAUUUUUCAAAAAACCAGAACGAUUUGAGUUAUGUCCUAGUGGAUUGAUUAAAAACGGUUUAAUACUGGACGGUCGAUAUUUAAAUAAUUGGCAGCGAUCAUUUAUUAAAGUAAUACCAUCGUCACAUGAUCAAGUGGAAUUUGAAGCAAAACUACGUCGUUUUGGUGUCAAUUUAAAUGAUUACAUACAGUUGUAUCAUACCUCAUCAAAAACAAAAUUAUUUACAUUACCUGGUGCUCAGUUUAUGGCAUUACAUUACGAACAGUAUGUUGGUGAAUAUUAUAAAUAUGUUGAUGAUUUAUUUAUGAAACAAGAAAUUGAAUUACUACUCGAAGCAGACUUGAUUCAAGAGCAAAUAGUUAGCGGUCAAACAACAUAUAUAUUGAGAGUAUAA
Messenger RNA from Didymodactylos carnosus, 651 nucleotides. Lineage: Eukaryota; Metazoa; Rotifera; Eurotatoria; Philodinida; Philodinidae. The record is from the annotation of a GenBank genome assembly.